Messenger RNA from Notothenia coriiceps (black rockcod), 1808 nucleotides. Its product is annotated as zinc finger protein 239-like. Lineage: Eukaryota; Metazoa; Chordata; Actinopteri; Perciformes; Nototheniidae. Gene Ontology annotation, cellular component: nucleus. Gene Ontology annotation, biological process: regulation of transcription by RNA polymerase II. Gene Ontology annotation, molecular function: RNA polymerase II cis-regulatory region sequence-specific DNA binding; DNA-binding transcription activator activity, RNA polymerase II-specific. The transcript has a single exon. The record is from RefSeq and is a predicted model, not a curated record. The annotation marks the transcript as partial.
UAUUUAUUCCUCUGGUUUUCUGUUCCUUCAGAUCUCCCAGAGCAACACGUCUGUAAGGAGGAGGACGAGGAGGAAGAAGAGGAAGAGGAAGAUGAGGAGGAGGAAUUCUUUGAUGAGCGGGAGCCUUUAAAGAUUAAAGAGGAGCAGGAGGAGCUGUGCACCAGUCAGGAGGGAGAGCCAUUUAGAUGCAUAGUGAAGCAGGAGAUCGAUGCCUUUAUCCUGACUGCAUCUGAUGAGGAGAGUGAGCACCAGCUCCUCUCUCACAACUCUCAAGGAGCUGAGAGCCAAGAUCAGGUAGGAGGCGAGCAAGCCUCAGGAUCAACUAGAAGUGCAGAGCCAAUACCACAGAAUCAACAUUUUGAAAGCAAAAGUCCCAGUAAUGAUGUAAACAACACUAACUUGUCAGAGAUGCACAGUGAUACUCACACAGGUAAACAGCUUUUAAUAUGCGUCACAUGUGGAAGAGAUUUUAAAUUUAGAUCAUCGCUGGAGAGACACCUGUUAAUCCACACAGGUGAGAAGCCAUUUUCAUGCAACCAAUGUGGGAAAGCUUAUCAAAGUAAUAGUCACCUGGUAAACCACAUCAGAACCCACACAGGGGAGAAGCCAUACUCUUGCCAAACAUGUGGGAAACAAUUCUGUCGACCAUCAGAAUUGAAAAACCAUAUCAGAAUCCACUCAGGUGAGCGGAACGAAUUUCCCUGCCACACAUGCGGGAAGAUAUUCACUCAGAAAUCAGUAUUGAAAAUUCAUAUUAGAACCCACACAGGUGAGACGCCAUAUUCUUGCCAAACAUGUGGGAAAAGUUUCCGCUAUUACGGUCACUUGACAGAACACAUGAGAAUCCACACAGGAGAGAAGCCGCACACAUGCAGCUUCUGUGGGAGAGCUUUCAGGCUUAGAAGUAACUUAACAGACCACAUGAGAAUCCACACAGGGGAGAAGCCGUAUCCUUGCAGCUUCUGCGGUAAAGAUUUCAGUUCUAAAAGUAACUUGAGGAGCCACAUGAGAACCCACAAAGGGGAUAAGCAGUUUUCUUGCUGCUUCUGUCAAAAAGAUUUUAGAUCUAGCUGUAACCUGACAAGACAUAUGAAAACGCACACGGAGGAAGCGCUGUAUGACGUCAGCACAGAGGCUCCAGAGACUCAAGAGAAUCAGGAGGAAGCCAUUCGGGAAAACCUGUAAAUGGAUUGGUUAUUCAUUGUGAAAAUGUUAAGAAUGUAGUGUACUUGAUGUUCUUUAAACUGAAAAUAAGCAAAACAUUUUUAGGUGUUUUUUAAGGGUAAUCUUCUGGUCAGGUCCACUUAAGAUCAAGCUGGGCUGUGUGUGGCCGAUUAACUGAAAUGAGUUUGACACUAUUCAUAUACACUGCUUCAGCAAUGAAGCAACUGUUGGUAUACCCUUGGAUGUAGUUCUACUUGUGAAAAUACUGGAGCACCCCAAUGACGCCUGCACACAAGUUUGGCAUAUUUCAAAGGAUAUGUAACCACUGUCAAUUCAUGCUCUCCCGCAGGGCCGCCCCUCCCUACACACAGACUGAAUGGGGCCUUAUCUUGCGGAGGGGGCCUCAUCUUAUGCCCAAAUACGGCGCAAUUCAUCUUAUGCGCAAAUGCGUUGCAAUUAUGCGCUCAACAGUUUCCUCGCUGCGAGGCUCCGGCGGUGGCACUAGCAGUUAUCUUAUGCCAUAACUUGCUAACAUGCUUGUAUAUAUUGAACUUCCAACACUAUAUUGAACCCAAAGGUCAAACUUUGAAUGAUUUGUUGAUUACUGUUGUUACAUGAUCAAAUAAAGUAAACAUUUCAUGGUA